Molecule: messenger RNA, 2764 nt
Organism: Nematolebias whitei (Rio pearlfish)
Lineage: Eukaryota; Metazoa; Chordata; Actinopteri; Cyprinodontiformes; Rivulidae
Product: calcium-binding mitochondrial carrier protein Aralar1
Exons: 18
Coding region: 36-2087 (683 amino acids)
Biological process (GO): aspartate transmembrane transport; L-glutamate transmembrane transport; malate-aspartate shuttle
Molecular function (GO): L-aspartate transmembrane transporter activity; L-glutamate transmembrane transporter activity; calcium ion binding
Source: RefSeq, a predicted model, not a curated record
CUCCUCUCACCCACUGCGCGUGACGUCAAGCAAGUAUGGCGGUCAAGGUGCAAUCUACCAAACGGGGAGACCCAAGCGAGCUGAAAGCAAUUUUCCAAAAGCAUGCCAGCAUAGUGGACAAGGAUGGAGAGAGGUUCAUGACCCCAGGAGACUUUGUUCAGAACUAUCUGGGACUACAGACACAACUUCACCACAACCCCAAAACUGUCCAGCUCAUCGCUGCUGUAGCUGACACCACAAAGGACGGGCUGAUCUCCUUCCAAGAGUUUCUUGCAUUUGAGUCAGUCUUGUGCGCACCUGAUGCUCUCUUCAUCGUCGCAUUCCAGCUGUUUGACAAGACUGGAACUGGCACCGUCUCUUUUGAGAAUGCACGUGAUAUCUUCAGCCAGACCACGGUACACCACCACAUUCCCUUCAACUGGGACUGUGAGUUCAUCCGUCUGCACUUUGGGAAUGACCGCAAGAAACAGCUUAGCUACCUUGAGUUCACUCAGUUCCUGCAGGAGCUGCAGCUGGAGCAUGCACGCCAAGCCUUUGCCCAGAAAGAUAAAGAGAAGAAUGGUGUCAUCUCUGCGCUGGACUUUAGUGACAUCAUGGCCACAAUCAGACACCACAUGCUCACACCGUUUGUGGAGGAGAAUCUUGUCUCGGCUGCAGGGGGCAGCACUGCUCACAUGGUCAGCUUCUCCUACUUCAACGCCUUCAACUCGCUCCUGAACAACAUGGAGCUGAUCCGCAAGAUUUACAGCACGCUGGCUGGCACACGGAAGGACACGCUCGUGACCAAAGAGGAGUUUGUUCAUGCGGCCAACAAGUUUGGUCAGAUCACUCCGAUGGAAAUAGACAUCUUGUACCAGUUAUCAGGCCUGCACUCCCCCUCUGGACGUCUCAACCUUGCGGACAUUGAAAGGAUAGCUCCGUUGGAGGAGGGAAGCCUGCCCUACAACCUUGUUGAAACCCAAAAGCAGUCCCACGGUGAAACUUCCAGGCCCAUUUGGCUCCAGGUUGCGGAGUCGGCCUACAGAUUCACUCUGGGUUCCAUUGCUGGAGCCACUGGUGCGACCGCAGUGUAUCCCAUCGACUUGGUGAAGACUCGUAUGCAGAAUCAAAGGUCCACAGGAUCAUUUGUUGGAGAGCUCAUGUACAAGAACAGCUUUGAUUGUGCAAAGAAGGUGCUUCGCUAUGAGGGCUUCUUUGGCUUCUACCGAGGUCUGGUUCCUCAGCUCAUUGGUGUGGCACCUGAGAAGGCUAUUAAACUCACAGUGAAUGACUUCGUAAGAGAUAAGUUCACUGAAAAAGAUGACUCAAUUCCUCUGUUUGCUGAGAUUCUGGCCGGCGGCUGUGCUGGAGGCUCCCAGGUUAUCUUCACCAACCCGUUGGAGAUUGUGAAGAUUCGCCUGCAGGUAGCAGGUGAGAUCACCACGGGGCCUCGGGUCAGUGCGCUCAGCGUCGUCCGUGACCUCGGCUUCUUUGGACUGUACAAGGGUGCUAAAGCUUGCUUCCUAAGGGACAUUCCAUUUUCAGCCAUCUAUUUCCCCGUGUAUGCUCAUAUUAAAACUCAACUAGCCGAUGAUCAAGGCAGACUAGGCCCCCUGCAGCUUCUUACAGCUGGAGCGAUUGCAGGUAUCCCAGCAGCCUCCCUUGUAACACCUGCUGAUGUCAUCAAGACACGUCUGCAAGUCGCGGCAAGAGCAGGACAAACGACUUACUCGGGAGUUGUCGACUGCUUCAGAAAAAUUCUGAAAGAGGAAGGCUUUAGUGCUUUGUGGAAAGGAGCUGGAGCUCGUAUGUGCCGGUCCUCCCCUCAGUUUGGCGUGACUCUCGUGACCUAUGAACUCCUGCAGCGAUGGUUCUACGUUGAUUUUGGAGGACACCGUCCAGCAGGAUCUGAACCAACGCCCAAGUCUCGCAUUUCAGAGCUUCCUCCCAUCAACGCCGACCACGUCGGAGGCUACCGCCUGGCUGCGGCGACAUUUGCUGGGGUGGAGAAUAAAUUUGGCCUCCACCUUCCCAAGUUCAAGUCCUCCGGCGUGGUCUCCAUUCAUCACCAGGAGUCGACCGCUGCCAGCCGAGCUCCGGCGCCAUAAAAAUUAAUGUCUGCACAUCAUUUCUCCACCCCCCAGGGGCCAGACACAGAGAUAAACACAAGCACAGAGUUGAUACCUGACUUCACGUUACGGACUGUUGACGCAGGAGCGAACACCACCAGCCCGUUCCUCUGUCCAGAGUGAAGUUGUGCUCCAGAGGUCACCGGCCAGCUGUUGGCGUAGAGGGGCGUCUGCCACGAAGCACACAGCACCAGGAACGGAGCGCUGACUGUGUUGUAUCUUCAGUGGCUGUGUGCUCCUGGGAACUCCAUUUUUGUGUUUUUUUUUCUCUGAGCAUUUAUGUAAAACUGAACCCUUGGGCACUCCUUGUUGUCUCAUGAAUAGAUUGAUUUGUUUUUUGUCCAAUCCUCAGUAUGAGUAGGACUUAUCUUAUUGGGCAGUGGGAAUAGAAAAUAUUUGAUUGAUGGUUUGCACAGUGUGUGAGGCCCCCCCUCCCCCCUCACGGCAGCUCCUACCAGGAGGCUACAUACUGUACAUAUUGUAAAACUGUACUGAAAAAAUGUUACAAGACAAAGCCCUGAAACAUUCAGCCUGCAUCGUUGCACACUAAUGCUAAUGUUAUGGCAACAUGGGGCCGUAGGUCCUGGUCUCUGAGAAUCACUCUUACUGAUGUACAGUACUUUAAAUUCAAGUGUUUUCUCGGUAAAACACGAGUC